UGAAUCUCCAAGACAUGAGCUUCCCAGCGGGCUCAGGCAUCUCCCGCCCCCGGGCCAGCCCCUGGCUGCCGCUCCUGCAGCUGCUGCUGCUGACCGCUGCACUCGCCACUGCCAGCGCCAGAGAAGAGGCCGACCCUGAAGGAGGAGUUGGGGACCCGCAAUGCCUGUGCAUGAAGACCACCUCCCGGGUCCACUUCAAGCACAUUACCAGCCUGGAGGUGAUCAAGGCCGGACCCCACUGUCCCACUGCCCAAGUGAUAGCCACUCUGAAGAAGGGAGGAAAAGUUUGCCUGGAGCAGCAAGCCUCCCUGUAUAAGAAAAUACUUAAGAAACUUUUGGAGAUCUAG
Molecule: messenger RNA, 347 nt
Organism: Otolemur garnettii (small-eared galago)
Lineage: Eukaryota; Metazoa; Chordata; Mammalia; Primates; Galagidae
Product: platelet factor 4-like
Exons: 3
Coding region: 15-347 (110 amino acids)
Biological process (GO): cellular response to lipopolysaccharide; neutrophil chemotaxis; antimicrobial humoral immune response mediated by antimicrobial peptide
Cellular component (GO): extracellular region
Molecular function (GO): chemokine activity; CXCR chemokine receptor binding
Source: RefSeq, a predicted model, not a curated record